GGGGGGUGGGUGAGAAUAGAAGACAGAGAAUGUGACUCAAUAUUGAUUUCCACUUGUUUAUGUUGAAAAGUUAAAAAUGCCAAGAUGAAAUAUUUGGUCUUUUCCUCGUGGGAUAUAUAUUUUUUUUUUUAAGGAGCUCUCUGCCCAGUUUGAUUCCAAUUCCUGAAUAAUUCAUAGUCUGUAAAUAGCUUCCUCCUCCUCGGGUAAAUAGAGCCUUUGUCUCCAGUGCUGGGCGAGCUGAGUGAUGCUGCUGGGGGAGAGCAGAGGGGCUCACGGCCGUGUUUUGUGUCUCCCUGCAGAGUUAUGUCAUGCCCAGACCACCACAGGGCUCCAUGAGGAUUUAUGGAAGAUGCUCCGUGUCUUGGCGCCUCUGGUGCUCCUUCUGCUGUGGCUGAUGAGGAUCUGGGCCAGCCCCCAUUCCCUGAGGAUUGCUGCCAUCCUGGAUGACCCCAUGGAGUGCAGCAGAGGGGAGAGGCUCUCCAUCACCCUGGCCAAGAACCGCAUCAACCGCGCGCCCGAGCGGGCGGGCAAGGCCAGGGUGGAGGUGGACAUCUUCGAGCUGCUGAGGGACAGCGAGUACGAGACAGCAGAGACCAUGUGCCAGAUCCUCCCCAAGGGUGUGGUGGGAGUCCUGGGACCUUCCUCCAGCCCAGCCUCCAGCUCCAUUAUCAGCAACAUCUGUGGGGAGAAAGAGGUUCCUCACUUCAAAGUGGCUCCAGAGGAGUUCCUGAAGCUGCAGCUCCAGAGGUUCACCACCCUCAACCUCCACCCCAGCAACACCGACAUCAGUGUGGCCGUGGCAGGAAUCCUGAAUUUCUUUAACUGCACCACUGCCUGCCUCAUCUGUGCCAAAGCUGAAUGCCUUUUAAACCUGGAGAAGCUGCUGAGGCAGUUCCUCAUUUCCAAGGACACGCUGUCGGUGCGGAUGCUGGAUGACAGCCGGGAUCCCACCCCGCUCCUGAAGGAGAUCAGAGAUGACAAGACAGCCACCAUCAUCGUCCACGCCAACGCCUCCAUGUCCCACACCAUCCUGCAGAAGGCAGCUGAACUGGGGAUGGCAUCUGCCUAUUACACCUAUAUCUUCACUAAUCUGGAGUUUUCCCUCCAGCGCCUGGACAGCGUGCUGGACGACCGAGUUAACAUCCUGGGCUUCUCCAUUUUCAACCAGUCUCAUGCCUUCUUCCAAGAGUUUGUCCAGAGCCUCAACCAGUCCUGGCAGGAGAACUGUGACCACGCACCUUUUACUGGGCCAGCACUGUCCUCAGCGCUGCUGUUCGAUGCCGUGUACGCCGUGGUGACGGCGGUGCAGGAGCUGAACCGCAGCCAGGAGAUCGGCGUCAAGCCCCUGUCCUGCGGCUCUGCGCAGAUCUGGCAGCAUGGCACCAGCCUCAUGAACUACCUGAGAAUGGUAGAAUUGGAAGGUCUCACCGGCCACAUCGAAUUCAACAGCAAAGGCCAACGCUCCAACUACGCCCUGAAAAUCCUGCAGCACACCCGUGCUGGCUUCAGGCAGAUUGGCCACUGGCACGUCUCUGAAGGGCUCAGCAUGGACAACAGGAUCUUCUCCUCCAAUAUAUCCGACAGCCUGUUCAACACCACGCUCAUUGUCACCACCAUCCUGGAAAACCCUUACUUAAUGCUGAAGUGGAACCACCAGGAGCUGGAAGGCAACGACCGCUACGAGGGUUUUUGUGUGGACAUGCUGAAGGAGCUGGCGGAGAUCCUGCGCUUCAACUACAAAAUCCACCUGGUGGGGGACGGUGUCUACGGAGUCCCCGAGGCCAAUGGCACCUGGACAGGGAUGGUUGGGGAGCUGAUAGCUCGGAAAGCUGAUCUGGCCGUGGCAGGGCUGACGAUCACGGCGGAGCGGGAGAAGGUGAUUGAUUUCUCCAAGCCCUUCAUGACUCUGGGAAUUAGCAUUCUCUACCGAGUUCACAUGGGACGCAGACCCGGCUAUUUCUCCUUCCUGGAUCCCUUCUCUCCCGGCGUCUGGCUCUUCAUGCUGCUCGCCUACCUGGCUGUCAGCUGUGUCCUGUUCCUGGUGGCUCGGCUGACUCCAUACGAGUGGUACAGCCCCCACCCCUGCUCCCAAGGUCGAUGCAACCUCCUGGUGAACCAGUACUCCCUGGGGAACUCGCUGUGGUUCCCAGUGGGGGGGUUCAUGCAGCAGGGCUCCACCAUUGCUCCCCAGGCUCUGUCCACGCGCUGCGUCAGCGGAGUCUGGUGGGCAUUCACCUUGAUCAUCAUCUCCUCCUACACGGCCAACCUGGCCGCGUUCCUGACCGUGCAGAGGAUGGACGUCCCCAUCGAGUCCGUGGAUGACCUUGCUGACCAGACCACCAUCGAGUACGGCACCAUCCACGGCGGCUCCAGCAUGACCUUCUUCCAAAACUCCCGCUACCAGACGUACCAGCGGAUGUGGAACUACAUGUACUCCAAGCAGCCCAGCGUCUUCGUGAAGAGCACGGAGGAAGGGAUCGCGCGCGUGCUGAACUCCAACUACGCCUUCCUGCUGGAGUCCACCAUGAACGAGUAUUAUCGGCAGCGCAAUUGCAACCUCACGCAGGUCGGGGGCCUUCUGGACACCAAGGGCUACGGGAUUGGCAUGCCCGUCGGCUCCGUUUUCCGGGACGAGUUCGACCUGGCCAUCCUCCAGCUGCAGGAGAACAACCGCCUGGAAAUCCUGAAGCGCAAGUGGUGGGAAGGAGGGAAGUGCCCCAAAGAGGAGGACCACAGAGCCAAAGGCUUGGGAAUGGAGAACAUUGGUGGAAUCUUCGUGGUGCUCAUCUGUGGAUUAAUUGUAGCAAUUUUUAUGGCAAUGCUGGAAUUUUUGUGGAGCCUUCGACACUCUGAACAGUCGGAGGUGUCGGUGUGCCAAGAGAUGGUGACGGAGCUGCGCAACAUCAUCCUGUGCAAGGACAGUUUCCACCCCCGUCGGAGGCGAGGGGGGGUGGUACGGACUCGCCCCGCUCUGCCCGAGGAGCGCCGAGCCCGCAGCACAACCACGCUCAGCAACGGCAAGCUGUGCAGCGGGGGAGAGCCAGACCCCCUGGCACAAAGACUGGCCCAAGAGGCCGCCCUGGUCGCCCGGGGCUGCACCCACAUCCGCGUGUGCCCCGAGUGCCGCCGCUUCCAGGGGCUCCGGGCGCGGCCGGCCGUGGGGUCACCGGCGCGGAGCGAGGAGAGCCUGGAGUGGGACAAGGCCACCAACAGCAGCGGGCCCGAGUAAUGCCGGGCCCGGGGGAGGGACGAGAGGGUCCUGUUCCAUUUUACAGAACACGGACUUGUACAAUGUCAACUCGUUUUUAAAUCAAUAGCAGUUACCCGGCUUCUCCAGAGCAAGGUG
Molecule: messenger RNA, 3346 nt
Organism: Cinclus cinclus
Lineage: Eukaryota; Metazoa; Chordata; Aves; Passeriformes; Cinclidae
Gene: GRIK4
Product: glutamate ionotropic receptor kainate type subunit 4
Exons: 19
Coding region: 245-3229 (994 amino acids)
Biological process (GO): monoatomic ion transport; modulation of chemical synaptic transmission; synaptic transmission, glutamatergic
Cellular component (GO): postsynaptic membrane; presynaptic membrane; kainate selective glutamate receptor complex
Molecular function (GO): kainate selective glutamate receptor activity; transmitter-gated monoatomic ion channel activity involved in regulation of postsynaptic membrane potential
Source: RefSeq, a predicted model, not a curated record